CUUAUCCUUGAUGAACAACACCAAAGAAGCCACCGGCCACUUGCCCGUCAAUACCCAUGACUCUCGGCUCACUGUGGGCACGGGCAAGAAGCCGGCCGAUCUUUCUCCGUCAGUUCUCGGUCUACCUGUUUGGCCUUGCAACAUGGGUUCCGGCCAUCAUUUGGUUCAAUACAAACGUUGCCGAGUUCACCGUGAUUGAUGGGCCGUCAAUGUACCCCUUUCUGAAUGACAGAAUCAACCAGUCACUGCGCCGAGACCUGGUUCUAAACUACAAGCUGUAUGCACAGGAUAAUCUUGCGCGCGGCAUGGUGGUGACGUUCAGGAGCCCCCUCGACCCCGAAAAGAUGGCAGUGAAGAGGAUCAUCGGCCUCGAAGGCGAUGUCGUGCAGACCCGGCGGCCGUAUCCGAACGCCUACAUUCGGGUUCCUCCUGGUCAUGUAUGGGUCGAGGGCGACUCGGCAGAUGAACGGAAGACCAUGGACAGCAAUACAUACGGACCCAUCUCGUCGCGCCUCGUAACCGGCCGUAUAACACAUAUACUUCUGCCUUGGCAUAAAGCUGGUCGGGUGAAGUGGUGGGAACAUGAAGACGGACGAGGAGUCAUGUAGCCAUGACCUCGCUCUCGAAUAUUCGACACUGAGCAAUUGGGAAGCCGGCUUUCUCGUAUGAAUGGGUCCUAUGUAAAAUUAUAUGCGCGUACUAUUUUCAAUGGGCUUGACGGAACUAAGCAUGUCGUUUUGCUCCUGUUAGUGGUACUUGGUAGAUUGUACAUCUGUAUGAAUCAGGCCGUCUUUCAAAAUGUCCAGGCCGUAGCUCGGAGCUUUCGGAACCGCCGAUCUGAUGGCCCGCGCGUCGGCCUUUGUCAAAUCA
Phialemonium atrogriseum is the source of this 870-nucleotide messenger RNA. RefSeq names its product LexA/Signal peptidase. The coding region runs from base 57 to 608 and encodes 183 amino acids. Lineage: Eukaryota; Fungi; Ascomycota; Sordariomycetes; Cephalothecales; Cephalothecaceae. Gene Ontology annotation, cellular component: membrane; mitochondrial inner membrane peptidase complex. The record is from RefSeq and is a predicted model, not a curated record. Gene Ontology annotation, molecular function: serine-type endopeptidase activity. The transcript is spliced from 2 exons.